This is a messenger RNA of Cordyceps militaris CM01, 1482 nucleotides long. RefSeq names its product calcium/calmodulin-dependent protein kinase. Gene Ontology annotation, molecular function: ATP binding; calcium/calmodulin-dependent protein kinase activity. NCBI's taxonomy places the organism in Eukaryota, Fungi, Ascomycota, Sordariomycetes, Hypocreales, Cordycipitaceae. Gene Ontology annotation, biological process: cellular response to oxidative stress; protein phosphorylation. The transcript is spliced from 8 exons. The record is from RefSeq and is a predicted model, not a curated record. Bases 1 to 1482 code for a protein of 493 amino acids.
AUGACUGAAUCACGUGGACCCACAUGGUUGCCCAAGAGGGGCCGGCGGCUGACAGGCCACUCCAAGGAGGGGCGGUUCCCUGUGACGCUCCCAGCAACCUGGUACCUAGGUUUCUUGGUACCUAGCUUCCCCGGCUGGACCUCACGGUCGCAACCCCUCCUCAACCGAUUUCUUGAUACCCCGCCACAACAAACAGAAACUCGAAACAACCCAAUCAAAAUGAGUUUCACCGGCAUGCUGCACAAGCUAGGCGGCCAGCCCGAAAGCUACGAGAAAAAAUCAAAAUACAAGUUUGGCAAGACGCUCGGCGCUGGAACCUAUGGCGUCGUCCGUGAGGCUGACGGCCCUCAGGGCAAGGUCGCCAUCAAGAUCAUUCUGAAGAAGAAUGUCAAGGGCAACGAAAAGAUGGUCUAUGAUGAACUUGACAUGCUCCAGCGACUUAAGCACCCGCACAUUGUCAAAUUUGUCGAUUGGUUUGAGUCUAAGGACAAGUUCUACAUCGUCACCCAGCUGGCGACGGGCGGCGAGUUAUUCGACCGCAUUUGUGACCAGGGCAAAUUCACAGAAAAGGAUGCGUCGCAGACUAUCAAGCAGGUCCUUACCGCCGUCAACUACCUGCACAGCAACCAAGUCGUCCAUCGAGAUCUGAAACCAGAGAACCUGUUGUAUGUUACUAGGGAUCCCACUUCCGACCUGGUACUCGCCGAUUUCGGUAUCGCAAAGACGCUCGACAACAAGGAGGAGACGCUCCAGACCAUGGCCGGCUCGUUUGGCUAUGCCGCCCCCGAGGUCAUGAACAGAGAGGGCCACGGCAAGCCGGUCGACAUGUGGUCCAUGGGUGUCAUCACGUAUACGCUUCUCUGCGGCUACUCGCCGUUUCGCAGCGAGAAUCUUGCCGAUUUGCUCGAGGAGUGCACCCAAGGCUCCGUCGUCUUCCACGAGAGGUACUGGAAAGAUGUCAGCCAGGAUGCCAAGGACUUCAUCCAAUGCCUCAUUGUGCCCGACCCCGACAGACGUGCCACUAGCCAGGAAGCCCUGCGACACAUUUGGCUGAGCGGCCAAAACGCCACCGAGCACGAUUUGCUGCCCGAGCUGCGCCGCGCCAAGGAGGCCCGCGCCAAGCUCCAAAAGGUCAUUUUCGCCAUCCAGCUGCAGAAGCGCAUCGCCCGCCUCCGCCACGAGGCCGGGGGAGACGACUACGACGACGGCCUGCAGGACGCUGAGCAAAACGUCGAGACCACCGGCCUCGCCAAGGCGUUUUCCGGUGUCAGCGUCUCCAGCGGCGGCAGCGGCGGAAGCGGCAGCAGCGGCGAGACCAAGAAGCCCUCCCUCAAGGACACCGUCAGGAGCGGUGCCGUCUUUCGCGAGGUCGUCCUCGCCAAGGUGCGCGAGGAAAAGGCCAAGAAGGAGGCUGCCCUGCAGACGGAUGAGGAUCUGGUGCAGGAGGCCCGCCGCCGCAGCUUCAACACGCAACAUUCGUGA